AUGGAGAUAUCUGAUCUUUUAAAUUUAAAACCUGAAAAUCUACCAAAAAGGAAGAAAGAUGACGAUGAGGAACUCGACAGCAGAACAAGAGCAUCAAUGGAAAGCUUAAAAAAACAAAGAAUUGAUGAGAAAAUUCUAGAAAUGGUAAAUAAUGCUGAUGAAGAUGAUGAGGAACAACAAGUCCUAGAUGAAAAUGGCUUAAAGAAGCUUGCAUUAUUGUUUGAGAGACGAGUAUUAAAGAACCAAGUGACUAGAUUAAAGUUUCAAGAUCAACCAGAGAAAUUUAUGGAUAGCGAAAUAGAUUUGCACGAAGUGAUCCAGCAGUUACAGCCAAUAGCGACUUGUCCUGAUUUAUAUCCAUUAAUGGUCUCGCUAAAUAUGAUGUCAAGUAUGUUAGAACUUCUAGCACAUCCAAACACGGAUAUUGUAGCUAUGAUGAUACAGAUUUUAGAUGAAUUAACUGAUGUGGAUGUCCUUAAUGAGAGCGAAGAAGGUGCUGAGAAGCUGAUUAAUUGUCUUCAAGAACAAAAAAUAACAAAAUUACUUGUAAGCUGUUUAGAUCGAUUUGAUGAAACGAUUAAGGAAGAAAGUGAUGCUGUGCAUAACACAUUCUCUAUUUUUGAGAAUCUGACAGAAUAUAAGCCAGAAAUGAGUGAGGAAAUUGCUGAACAAGGACUUCUUGCAUGGAUGUUAAAACGUUUAAAGGUCAAACAGUAUGAUGCAAAUAAGCUUUAUUGCUCUGAAAUCCUGUCAAUUCUGUUACAAAGUACUAAUGAAAAUCGAAUCUUGCUUGGUAAAAUUGAAGGAAUCGAUGUCUUGCUGCAACAGCUUGCUGUAUACAAAAAACAUGAUCCAGUUGAAGGCGAGGAAGAGACAGAAUACAUGGAAAAUAUUUUCAACAGCUUAUGCUCAAGCUUAUUGGCUAAGGAGAAUCGAGCAAAUUUCUUAAAAGGUGAAGGAUGUCAAUUGAUGAAUUUAAUGCUAAGAGAAAAGAAAUUGUCAAGAAAUGGAGCUUUAAAAGUACUUGAUUAUGCUUGUUCAGGACUUGAUGGAAAAGAAAAUUGUCAGAAACUCGUUGACAUUCUUGGAUUGAGAACCAUAUUUCCACUUUUCAUGAAGACUCCGAAAAAAAAUAAGAGUCGUCUGUUGAGUUCUGAAGAAUAUGAGGAACAUUUAUGCUCAAUCAUCAGCAGCCUGUUCAGGAACACAAAAGGAAGCCAGAAGCAACGAGUUCUCUCAAAAUUUGUUGAAAAUGAUUUUGAAAAAGUCGAUCGAUUAAUGGAAUUGCAUUUAAAAUAUCUGGAGAAAGUCGAGAAUAUUGAUCGAGCCAUUGAGAAUCAAAAAAAGCAAAAACAGCAAGACGACGAGGAGGAUGAUGAAGAAGAAUCAAGUUAUUUGAAAAGGCUCAGUGGUGGAUUAUUUACAUUACAAUUGAUUGACUACAUUAUUCUUGAAAUCUCCGUGACAUCUGAUGGAGCUAAAAUUAAGGAACGAAUACACAAGAUUUUAAAUUUGAGAGGAUCAUCACUAAAAACGAUUAAGGAUAUCAUGAGAGAGUAUGUUGGAAAUUUGGGAGAUGCUCAAAGUGCAGAAUGGCGUGAGCAAGAGAAGUCACAUGUCUUAGGAUUAAUUAAUAGAUUUUAG
Chironomus riparius is the source of this 1644-nucleotide messenger RNA. The record is from the annotation of a GenBank genome assembly. Lineage: Eukaryota; Metazoa; Arthropoda; Insecta; Diptera; Chironomidae.